Messenger RNA from Aspergillus wentii DTO 134E9, 1860 nucleotides. RefSeq names its product tyrosinase family protein. The transcript has 2 exons. Gene Ontology annotation, molecular function: oxidoreductase activity. NCBI's taxonomy places the organism in Eukaryota, Fungi, Ascomycota, Eurotiomycetes, Eurotiales, Aspergillaceae. The coding region runs from base 175 to 1704 and encodes 509 amino acids. The record is from RefSeq and is a predicted model, not a curated record.
UCCACCCUCCUUGGUUAGAGUUCCAUGAUAUUUAUACCACCCAUCCGCCCAUUGUCUAUGAGAAUCCGCAAACAUUCCUAGCAGUGAUUUAAUUCCCCUUUCAACCAAAACUUCACUUUUAAAAAAUGACUUAUUCCCGCAAGAACAUUCGAGACCUCAAACCAAACGAGGAGCAUGACCUUGUUAAGGCCUUUUAUAAGAUCCAACAGCUGGAUCCCAACGAUCCAGAUUCCUUCUUUACCAUUGCUGGCUACCACGGUGAACCCUUCCGCGGUGCAGGCUAUGGUAACGCCCAAUGGUGGGGAGGGUACUGCAACCACGGCAAUAUCCUGUUCCCAACCUUGGCACCGUGCAUAUCUCUUACGGCUAGAGCAGGCACUGCAGAAGCAGGUCCCUGGAGUGGCUCUCCACUACUGGAAUGAGAUCGAUGGGAAAGGUAUUCCCGAGAUAUUUCUCCAGAAGAAAUAUGUAGUGGACGGAAAGGAAAUCGACAACCCCCUUCGGUCGUACAGGUAUCAAAAGACCAUCCAAGACCGUCUCUCACCUUUCCCAGAUGCCGACUAUAGCAAGCCGAAAGGCAGGGAAACAUGUCGCUUUCCUUUCUCCGGUUUGUAUGGAAAUGCCGACUGCCAUACCUCAGAUGCGCACAACAACAUCAUGAAUCUUCUCGGCCAGGAAAAGACAGACCAACUUCUGCAGACCAACGUGAAGCAGUGGCUCGAAGGUAAAUACACGACUAGCGGUGGUGACCAGAUGACGGGCUUUAUCAAAGCAAAGUACUUGAAAUCCCUCAAAGCGCCAAACUACACUGUGUUCUCGAACACGACCUCUGCUGCCCGGUGGAAUGACGAUAACCCUCCUGACGUUAAGGAGACCCUCCCCGGAGUCGUCCCACUGGAGUCACCACACAACGGAAUCCACCUUGCCAUUGGUGGUAUCCAGAUCCCUGUGCAGGAUGCGAGCUCGGUUCCUGGUGCAAAUGGCGACAUGGCGGAGAAUGACACUGCAGCUUUCGAUCCUAUUUUCUUUUUCCAUCAUGCGUUUGUUGAUUUGAUAUUCUGGCGUUGGCAAAUAGAGCACAACCAGACAAAAGCACUCAUAGAUGACAAACUCCUUGAUUACCCUGGCACCAACUCAGUCGACGCCCAGGGCCCCACGCCAGGCGUGACAGGUGGCUCAUGGCUCACCCUUACAAGUCCAUUAGCUCCUUUCAAGCGUGGAAGUAGCAGUGAUUUUUUUACGUCGCAGGACGUGGCCAACAUCGAAAAGCUUGGGUAUACGUACGAUAUCCCACCUCAAAUACCUCUUCCAAAAGAUGGAUUCGCAAGCCCCAUCCCCACCCCUGCCCGUUCUCCGUAUCUCCGCAUUGGCGGCAUCAACCGGGCGGCUGUCCGUGGGUCUUUCGUCAUCUCAGCAUGGUCCUUAGGCCCUGAGGGUCGUAAACUCGUCGGUGCCGAACCCGUGCUAAGCCGGUGGCAUGUUUUGGGUUGUGCAAACUGCCAGAAUCAUCUCGAUGUUCUCACUCACAUGCCGCUCGACGGGUGGAAGAAUAGCGAUGCAGAGAACACAAAUUUUGAAGUCCGGGUGCAUACGAGGGAUCAUCCUAGCGGGCAUCUUCAGUUGGCGGGGCGAACACCUUCCUUGAAAGUGAUCCCCAAGGCUACAUUUGACAUUGUUGCUCCUGAACCGCGACUCAAUGUUUGAAUACGAGAGGUGACACCGGAUUCGAGGCACCCCCGCAUUUGCUUGCCAAGUUUUCAUCCGUGACUGGCUGAAGGAGAAAAUCAGAUGUGAAAUUUUACCAUGAUUCCUGUCCAAGAAGCUGCUCCUGUGCUGUUCUCUAUUUACUUUACCCAUGGC